This is a messenger RNA of Nannospalax galili (Upper Galilee mountains blind mole rat), 2334 nucleotides long. It is a transcript of the gene P2rx7, whose product is annotated as purinergic receptor P2X 7. Gene Ontology annotation, molecular function: extracellularly ATP-gated monoatomic cation channel activity; purinergic nucleotide receptor activity; ATP binding. The transcript has 13 exons. The coding region runs from base 102 to 1889 and encodes 595 amino acids. Gene Ontology annotation, cellular component: nuclear inner membrane; plasma membrane. Gene Ontology annotation, biological process: response to ATP; monoatomic cation transmembrane transport. The record is from RefSeq and is a predicted model, not a curated record. NCBI's taxonomy places the organism in Eukaryota, Metazoa, Chordata, Mammalia, Rodentia, Spalacidae.
UUUACUUGACUGUCCCUGAUUGGUGGUGGUGGGAGGGUUGCUGUGGUCUAGCCUGGGAUUGUCUAUCCCAGACCCAGCCUGAACAGAGUGAGCCUCUCACCAUGCCGGCUUGCUGCAGCUGGAGUGACAUCUUGCAGUACGAAACAAACAAAGUCACCCAAAUCCAGAGCACGAAUUAUGGCACCAUUAAAUGGAUCUUGCAUGUGAUCGUUUUUUCUUAUGUCAGCUUUGCCUUGGUGAGUGACAAGCUAUAUCAGCGGAAAGAGCCCGUCAUCAGCUCCGUGCACACCAAGGUGAAAGGGAUAGCAGAAGCAACCGAGAAUGUCAUUGAGGGUGGGGUGAAGAAGUCAGUGAAAAACAUCUUUGACACUGCAGACUACACCUUCCCUUUGCAGGGGAACUCAUUCUUUGUGAUGACAAAUUUUCUCAAGACAGAAAGUCAACAGCAGGGGUUAUGUCCAGAGCUUCCCACCCGCAGGACACUCUGUUCCUCUGACCGGAAUUGUAAAAAGGGAUGGAUGGACCCACAAAGCAAAGGAAUCCAGACUGGCAGAUGUAUAACAUACAAAGGGGACAAGAAGACCUGUGAAGUCUCUGCCUGGUGUCCCAUCGAGGAGGCAAAAGAGGCCCCCCGGCCUGCACUCCUGAGAAGCGCUGAAAACUUCACUGUACUCAUCAAGAACAACAUUGACUUUCCCGGCCAUAACUACACUACGAGAAACAUCUUGCCAGGUCUGAACAUUUCUUGCACCUUUCACAAGACUCAGAACCUUCAGUGUCCCAUUUUCCGACUAGGAGACAUCUUCCAGGAAACAGGAGACAACUUUUCAGAAGUGGCAAUUCAGGGAGGAAUAAUGGGCAUUGAGAUCUACUGGGACUGUAACUUGGACAGCUGGUCCCAUCACUGCCGUCCCAAAUACAGCUUCCGUCGCCUGGAUGACAAGACCACCAACGAGUCCUUGUACCCUGGCUACAACUUCAGAUAUGCCAAGUACUAUAAAGAAAACAACAUUGAAAAGCGAACGCUGAUCAAAGUCUUUGGGAUCCGUUUUGAUAUCCUGGUUUUUGGUACUGGAGGAAAAUUUGAUAUCAUCCAGCUGGUUGUGUACAUUGGAUCCACCCUCUCCUACUUCGGUUUGGCCACCGUGUUCAUUGACUUUCUCAUCAAUACAUACUCCAGUAGCUUCUGCAAGGCCAGCAUUUACCCCUGCUGUAAGUGCUGUGAGCCCUGCUCAGUGAAUGAGUACUACUACAGGAAGAAGUGCGAGUCCAUCAUGGAGCCAAAGCCCACAUUAAAAUAUGUAUCCUUUGUGGAUGAAUCCCACAUUCGGAUGGUGAACCAGCAGCUGCUUGGGAAAAGUCUGCAAGUUGUCAAGGGCCAAGAAGUUCCAAGGCCCCAGAUGAACUUCACAAACCUGUCCAAGCUGCCUAUGUCUCUUGACAACCUAACCCUCAUUCCUGGACAACCAGAGGAAAUGCAGCUACUGCAUGAAGAGGUGGCCCCCAGGUCUGGGGACAGCCCAGACUGGUGCCAGUGUGGAAACUGCCUCCCAUCCCGGCUCCCCGAGAACCGCAGGUGCCUGGAGGAGCUGUGCUGCCGCAAGAAGCGGGGGCCCUGCAUCACCUCCUCGGAGCUCUUUGCGAAGCUUGUGCUGUCCAGACAAGCCCUGCAGCUCCUUCUGCUCUACCAGGAGCCCUUGCUAGCACUGGAGGUAGAAGCCACCAACCGCCGGCUGCGACACUGUGCGUACAGGUGCUACACCACAUGGCGCUUCUGUACCCAGGACAUGGCUGACUUUGCCAUCCUGCCCAGCUGCUGCCGCUGGCGCAUCCGGAAGGAGUUCCCCAAAAGUGAGGGUCAGUACAGCGGCUUCAAGUAUCCAUACUGACAGUAUGGCUGGCCAGCAGUCACAUUAUGGUGGCUCACAGUUGAGCUUCUCCCACAAAGGCCUACAUGCAUAUUUUCAACCAAAGGAAAGUUAAUUUUCCUUCCUUUCAGUUCUCCCUGUCUGAAACAACCCACCAGCGUCCAAACCUCUUCUCCCCAUGGAUGAGAGCCAGAUUCAGAUUCAAGCCUCUAUUCUGUGCCACCCUUGGCCUUUAAUGUCUGUACAUUGGACUCUUCAUUUCCCAACCAGCUUUCUCAGAGCUAGUGAGGACAGAUUGAGAUGGUGUUGUGACCUGUCUUGUAAAUGUGUACAGAGGUCAGUGAAUGAAAAGUGUCUCCCUAUGAGGUCAAUCUGGCUAAUUUUUGACUAAGAACAAACCCUUCAGGAUUUGAGAAUGGAGAGAUUGAGUGGCCACAAAUUCUUUGAUUCCCCAUCCUAAAGAUCC